This is a messenger RNA of Medioppia subpectinata, 789 nucleotides long. The record is from the annotation of a GenBank genome assembly. Lineage: Eukaryota; Metazoa; Arthropoda; Arachnida; Sarcoptiformes; Oppiidae.
AUUAUAUUAGUAUAAAAAUUUUGUAAAAUAAUUAAUUAGUAAUGUUUAUAAAUUAAUUCUAAUACAAUGGGCACGAGAUAAUCAAUGUUAACCUACGGAACAAAGUGGAAUGGUGGUUGGAGCGAAACACUCAUGGUAAAGUGCCUACCAUUGAGUUCGGGCCCGACAACAAGGUUUUAUAUGAUUCGCUAAUUGUUUGCGAAUAUCUCGACGAAGUGUAUGCCGACCGCCGGCCCCUUCAGUCCCGGGACCCCUACCAGAGGGCCAGCGAUAAGAUGUUUAUCAAGACUUUUGGCGCCAGUUAUGGCUUUUACUUUAAGUAUAUCUAUUCGACGGACAAUUUAACCGCUGUUUGGCCGGAGAUUACAGACGGACUUAAGAAAGUGGACACUUUGUUGGCUAAGCGCAGGGCAAACAACCGUUAUUUAUCAGGUGAAUCACUGCCCGGUCUGGUCGACUACGCCAUCUGGCCGUUCAUUGAGCGCCUGCCGCAGAUCAUAGACCUCGCGGGCCAUAACUCGACCGACUAUUUGGCCAAAGAGUUGCCAAAUGUUGCCGACUAUAGGCAACAACUGUUGGCCGACCCGACCGUUCAAAAAGUGAGCCUUCCGUAUGAGACAAUACUGGCCUUCACUCGAGAGUAUAAAAAUACUUUCUAUUAUAUGCAGAGCAAUGAUAUUUAUGCAUUUCAAAGACCAUAAAUAUGCCAUAUAAUAUGCACUUAUAAUGUGCAAAAUAUGUGCUUAAAUAUGCAUUUAUGUUCAAUAAAUUUGUCGUUAUUUAAUACAA